Molecule: messenger RNA, 8915 nt
Organism: Protopterus annectens (West African lungfish)
Lineage: Eukaryota; Metazoa; Chordata; Ceratodontiformes; Protopteridae
Gene: NDST2
Product: N-deacetylase and N-sulfotransferase 2
Exons: 15
Coding region: 1554-4190 (878 amino acids)
Cellular component (GO): Golgi apparatus
Molecular function (GO): deacetylase activity; heparan sulfate N-sulfotransferase activity
Source: RefSeq, a predicted model, not a curated record
UCCCUUGUAAUUCUUACAGAGGACUUGUGGUUUUGCAAGUUGGCAAAACAUUUCUUUGCAUAUCAGUGAAGGAGUUUUUUUUUUUCUUUUUCUUUUAUGCUGUGUGAACCAUCAAGGAAACUAAUGUGGCAGACUGGGAAGAAGAGAGCCAGUUGUAUUAAAAAGAGGGAAAAAGUGAAGACUGCCAUGGUGGGGAGAACAAACAUAACUUAUUAGAACCAUUUACAGACACUACCAGGUUUCAAUUCUGCAGAUUUUCUUUGAACCGUGUGAUUUAAAUGAAAAAAAUGCAUGCUUUGCAAUUCUACACAGAGACAAAGAGAGAGAGAGAAAGAGAGAGUGAGAACUAACCCUGUUCAGUGCCUUCUUUUGGCUGCUGCUCCUUGCAGAUUUAAGCGCCAGAUACAGUUUCACAGCAGGGAGCGUAAAAAAGGAUUGAUGGCUCCUUUGAAUAAGCCCGGGCAAAGCUGUCACUGUAGUCUAGGACUGACUCAGAGAAGCAGGGGAGCUUUCUGGGUCGACAGAGCUCUGGUUUAAAGCUUCUUUUCAUUGAGGCAGAAGUGGGGGUGGGGGUAGAAAAAAGGGAACGAAAGUAGCAUUUGCCUUAGGGCUGAAAGUCACCUUGGAUAGUAAUUUACAGGAGGGGAGGGGAGGCAAGAGAAAGAAACAGAUUUCUGGUUGAAGCAUCGUUUGUCUUCGGAGAAAGGAAAGCUUUGUGAAAAGAAAAGAGUGUUCAGCAACUGGGACCUUAGUCUCUUUCAGACAGCAGGAAUACACCGGAGUCUGUGAAAAGUGGUAGACUUGGAAGUCCUAUGUAGAACAAGCUCUUUUCCAUAAAUCUUUUCCUGCCUGUGGAAUUUUAAUAGUUGACUGGCUCAGUAGAGUAAUACUUGGAUAUAACUUGUGAAGGUCAUUUUUCCCCCAUCUUUGGGAUGUGCUGGUUUUGUCCUGCUGUUCCAAGGGUGAGAAGAGCUGAAGAUACAGAUGAGUAAUGAUCGGAAGGGCCUCUGACACCGUGCUUUCAUGAGGUGCAGAAGACUAGGAAGUUUCUUUGAAAAUGUUAUAGACGUGUCACUGGUUGUUGAGUGGAAGCGGGAGAGGAAUUUGGAGUAAAAACUAUGAAACCAAAGAAUCGAAUGAGUGACCCUAAGGUGAACUGCAACUGAAGCCACCAUGAGGAAUGUAAAAAAAAGUUUCCUGACAGACUCGUUUUUUAUGUGAUCACUAACCCUGGAGUGAAAAGAAAAUUCUCAAAAUGGUUUCAGAAGCAAAUCAGUAGCUCUGCAUAUGUGCUUACAGUCAUUCUUUGUUUAAUUCUCUGAAGCUCCAGUAUAUUGGGCUACAACAGGGAAAACGUCAUUCAGGUGGAGCAAAACAAUGGAGCCUUGGGACAUGGUGACAUAGAAUAUAAAUGGCUCCAUUAGAUAAUUGUCACUUAUUAACUGCUUGCUCUGCCUGUUACUAUCACUGUGGCCAUUUUUGCCCUCUGGAGAGUCAGUGGGCACCUACGUGUCUGGCAAAGAGACAACAUUUCGGGCACGUGUCCACUCAUCAUGUUUAGCUUGUGGAGAUGGAUUAGGAGUGUGCGGCAGCUGGAACUGCACAGAUUGAUAUUGUUGCUUAUAGUGUUCUGCCUGGCUUCCAUGUGUGUUCUAGCGUACUAUGUAAGCAGCAACCCUAAGCUAAAGGAGCCCCCUCUUUUGCCAUUUGGAGACUGUCGAAAUCAACAGAGAGAGUCUGUGCCUGCACAAGCAAGCCGACGAGUUAAGUCAGUGGACACUUCACGUACAGACCCUGUGGUUCUUGUUUUUGUCGAAAGUAUUUAUUCCCAGCUAGGACAAGAGAUUGUAGCGAUCUUGGAAUCUAGUCGAUUUAAGUACAGGACAGAGAUUGCUCCUGGAAAGGGGGAUAUGCCUACAUUGACAGACAGAGACCGUGGACGUUACGCCUUGAUAAUUUACGAAAACAUCCUAAAAUAUGUGAACUUGGAUGCCUGGAACAGGGAACUAUUGGAUAAGUAUUGUGUAGAAUAUGGGGUUGGGAUAAUUGGAUUUUUCAAAGCAAAUGAGAACAGCUUGCUGAGUGCACAGCUAAAAGGAUUUCCACUUUUCUUGCACUCUAAUCUGGGUCUGAGGGACUAUCACAUCAAUCCUAAUGCUCCUUUGUUAUAUGUGACACGUGCAAAUGAAGUGGAGCAGGGCCCUCUUCCUGGGGAUGACUGGACGGUUUUCCAGUCUAACCAUAGUACCUAUGAACCAGUGCUUUUGGCUAGCACCAAAUCUUCAGAGUCUAUCCCUCACCUCAGUACCCACAAGGCUCUGCAUGCUACUGUCGUUCAGGACCUUGGAUUACAUGAUGGUAUCCAGCGGGUGCUUUUUGGCAAUAACUUGAACUUCUGGCUGCACAAGCCCAUUUUUGUGGAUUCAGUCGCCUAUCUGACUGGCAAGCGACUCUGUUUGUCCUUGGACCGUUACGUUUUGGUGGAUAUCGAUGACAUCUUUGUGGGAAAAGAAGGGACCAGGAUGAAAGUGUCUGAUGUAGAGGCUUUGCUGAACACACAGAACAAACUACGAACUUUAGUACCAAAAUUUACUUUCAACCUGGGGUUUUCUGGAAAAUUCUACCACACAGGUACAAAUGAGGAAGAUGAGGGAGAUGACAUGCUGCUAAAGCACCGCAAAGAAUUCUGGUGGUUCCCGCACAUGUGGAGUCACAUGCAGCCUCAUCUGUUCCACAAUGGAACUGUCUUGGCUGAACAGAUGAAGCUCAACAAACAGUUUGCUCUGGAGCAUGGGAUUCCCAUCGAUAUGGGAUAUGCCAUUGCACCACAUCAUUCAGGAGUUUACCCUGUUCACACACAGCUUUAUGAAGCCUGGAAAUCCGUUUGGGGAAUCAAAGUUACCAGCACAGAAGAGUAUCCACACCUGAGGCCGGCACGCUUUCGCAGGGGCUUUAUACAUGACAACAUCAUGGUCCUUCCCCGACAAACAUGUGGUCUCUUUACACAUACUAUUUUCUACAAUGAAUACCCUGGAGGGUCCAAAGAACUAGACAAGAGUAUCAGAGGAGGGGAGUUGUUCCUUACUAUCCUGUUGAAUCCGAUUAGCAUCUUCAUGACACACUUGUCCAACUAUGGGAAUAACCGCCUGGGACUGUAUACAUUUGAAAGCCUUGUGAAGUUUGUACAAUGUUGGACCAACUUGAAGCUGCAGACUCUACCUCCUGUGAGGCUGGCGGAGAGGUAUUUUGAAAUCUUCCCAGAAGAAAAGGAUCCCCUCUGGCAGAACCCAUGUGAUGAUAAACGGCACAAAGACAUCUGGUCAAAAGAAAAAACCUGUGAUAGACUACCCAAGUUCCUAAUUAUAGGACCACAGAAAACAGGUACAACAGCACUGCACUUUUUCCUGACCCUUCAUCAAGCUAUCACCAGUAACUUCCCUAGUCCAGUCACGUUUGAGGAGAUUCAGUUCUUCAAUGGGCCCAACUAUUAUAAAGGAAUUGACUGGUAUAUGGACUUUUUUCCCUUACCAUCAAAUGCCAGCACAGACUUUAUGUUUGAAAAAAGUGCAAACUACUUCAGCUCUGAGGUAGCACCCAAGCGAACUGCCGCUCUUCUGCCUAGAGCUAAAAUUAUCACCAUCUUUAUCAAUCCAGCAGAUCGAGCCUACUCCUGGUACCAGCACCAGCGAGUUCACAAUGACCCUGUGGCACUUAACUACACUUUCCACCAAGUAGUGGCUGCUGGUCCAAGUGCUUCCCAGGAUGUGCGAACCCUGCAGAAUCGCUGCCUGAUACCUGGCCUUUAUGCUACCCAUUUGGAGAGAUGGCUAACCUAUUAUCAGCCUAGCCAGAUUCUGAUUGUGGAUGGCCUACAGCUGCGAAACAGUCCAGUGGGUGUAAUGGAGACUAUCCAGAAAUUCCUAGGGGUCACUCCAUUCUUGAACUAUUCACAGGUCUUGAAGUUGGAUGAAACCAAAGGAUUCUGGUGCCAGGUACUGGAGCCUGGGAAACAGAAAUGUUUGGGGAAAAGCAAGGGCAGAAAGUAUGAAGAAAUGGAUUCAUCGACAAGAGCCUUUCUUACUGAGUUUUAUCGGGACCACAACAUACAGCUUUCUAAGCUAUUGAACCAUCUAGGCCAACCACUUCCUACAUGGCUGCGAGAAGAAUUACAGAACAGUAGCUGGAGCUGAGACCCUGGUAAUUCAGCAGAAACACCAUUGUUGUAGAGAGGGGAGACCGUUAAUUAUCUGCACAACUUUCCCAUCUCAGAAAAUGAACUGAAAGAGAAGCCCUUCGACACUGAAGGAGUACAAGGGAAACCCGCAAGGCUAAGGCACUGUCUGGAAGAAGAAUGAGAGCUUCUGAGUUGUAGAAUGGACUUGUUUGCAGAAGUGCUGCUAUGAGAAAUCACUCAUUUUUAAAAGGACUGAGUGAAUAUGAGUGUGCACUACAGUGUUAGCCUGCAGUUAUAACUGAGUUGUACAACUGUUGCUUCCUUCCCACCACCCCUGUUAGUGGUGAGGAUACAUUCAUUUGCAUUAUACAACAGAAAUUACCUCGGAAAAUUAAGUGUGACACAAUUCUACAAUGAAGGGGUAGGUGACAAGUGUGCAUUUAGGAGUGGGAGGGGUUAAAAGAUCUUCAGUUCUGUUACUUGUGUGUAGCGGGGGCUUGAACUGUUAAACGUCUACUCUUGUGAAAUUGUGCUCUAGCUGUUUCACAGUGACAGCAAGACAACAGUUACUGUGCUCAGUAUACACAGGGGAAGGCUAGCAACAGCAAUGCUCAGAGUACGUUGAAAAUGUUGCUGUGCCCAUAUACAAAGUACAGUGGGAACAGCAACAGUGAUUCAGAUUUAGUGUGAAUAGCUGUCUAGGCACAUUUGUUGUCUCUGUGGUUACUGCAUACAUCCCAAAAACAGCUGGGGGAAGGGGGUAAAAUGGUAUGUAGCCGUUUUUUGGUUAAUGCAAUAAUCUUUUCUUUGGUUUAAGUGCAGUUCAAGUUGCACUGUAUUAUAAUUUUAAUUGUUUUAAUCUUAUAAAUUUGGUUUUACAGUGUCACACAUUUUAGGCACUUGAAAAUUGGUCUUUCCCAACUUAUCAACCUUUACUGUCCCAAGUUGUAAGUCUUAUGUCCAGUUUUGCUUCAGUUAUAGAGUCUUAAAACAUUUCCAUAGAGGAGAGUUGCCAUGUUGUGGAAAGUCAUUCCAUGUUUUUUCCCCUUGUUAUGUUUUUUUUAAUCAUUUUUCCAGUGUUAGAAAUGAUCACUGGAUCAGGUACUAUACACUCAGUUGUCUGUCUCCCCCGAAUGACAUGCUUUUUAGUUUGUUUGUCACACAUGGCGUUAGAGAUUUGGUCUUGUAUACAGGAAAGAAACAGAAUGUUGCAUGCACUUCAAGUUAAUGUUUCAGAAACACUGUACUGGGAGUCCGUAAGCACUUAAUCUUAGAGUGAAUGUUUAGUAGCUUGUAUGACCAUUUCUGACUAUUCUUAAAUGAGGAUACUUUAAGUAGUUGGGAAGUAUGAUUUUUACUCACUCAUCGUGGAAACAGUGUGGGCUAAUACUGUGAUAGGUAUAAAGCAAAAUAUCGAAGACAAGAUGAAGUACUAAAGGGUAAUGUGUCCCUCAAAACCAGACUGCGUUCUGGGUGAUGGUCUGUACAAUGUAAGCCAGUGUUAGGUAUAUUAUCUUUAAAAUGUGCGAUUGUUGUUGCAGACAGGGUGGAGUAAAUGCUCAACACAUUUCAGUUGUAAUACAGACAGGCAGGCAUCCUUUCAUAUUCUAAACACAGUAAUUGUGUAGUUUAAAAGUCUUUUGUAGCCAUCGGUAAAUUGUUGCAGACCCCACUUAACAGUCACAGAUUCUGUUUGCCACUGAUGCCUGUGGCGCAUGUUCUAGACUGCCUGUAAUGCAUAAGAGGUACUCUGAUUAACUGGGAUACUUACUGUUGAUAGUGUGGGAACAGACCCAGACAACCCGUUGUAGAUAGAAUAGUAUUUCUGCAAAGUAACAUUUGACCACUGUGUGAAUUUGUUUGAAAUGCACACUUUCUGAUAUUGUGUGGAAGUGUUAACAAGGGAGACUGGCUCAUUGGUGUACACUACCUCAGAAAUUCCUUGUAUUUGUAAAGCAGUCUUGAGUUAAAGCCACUGACACUGGAAGUCAGGUACCUUCUGAUACACACUGACACAUUAGCAGUAGGCUUCAGAUUUUUCUUCAUCUUUCACCCCUCUGAGUAGGUAGUGAACAAAUGGCAAAUGUUAUACGGUGGUUUACUUUUAUUUCCUUGAUCUAGGUUUGCUGGACCAUGCUGGCUAAAAGUGACAUUUGCUCAGUUUUAUUGCUGUCUUCUUUGUACAGCAAGAUUUAAAUACUCACUGUUAAGUUCUGAGAAGUAUUAGUGCGCCUUAGAUAAAGAGAGGGAGAGCAUAUAUUGCAUGUCAGUGAUUGCUGUUUCUACAUUGAGAGAGGGGGGAUGUGUGUGUGUGUGUGUGUGUGGGGGGGUGUAUUUCCCCUGCAGACCUCACUUAGUUUUGUUACAUUUGCUUGUUUAGUUUAAAAGCUUGAAUGUAUGCUUUCUGAGAAUGUGUGUGCUUGACCUGUAAUUUAUGAGCUGUCACAGCUGGGUAAAUGUAGUCAGGCGUCAUAGUGGAGCCAUACAAAUUUACAUAAGUGAUUCUUAAUUCCCUGUGCGUGUGUACUACUUUACUUUGCAGAAGUACUUCAUGUGCUGGUACACACAGUACUUUGAGCAUGUUGCUUACCUGUAAAGAGAUUUACAAUGCUAUUACUCCUGUUUGAAGGCCACUGAGAAUGCCAUACAAAAUAGGCUGAGUAUUAUUGAUCUUAUUAAUUGCAGCUUAAGUGUUACAGUUAAGACCAGUGGUUUACAGUGGUGUCCUCCCUUCACACUGUCAGGUAUUGGAUUAUCUGAGAUAAGGAGGUGCAUGCCUACUAAUCAUCAGCACUAAGGUAGCUAAUUACCAGAAACUUUCCCAGACUUCUUUUGCCUUCCCUGUAUCUCUCACUCCUUUUUGGUACACUAAGUUCAGCUACUUUACUGAACUUUGGGCAUUAUUUUAAGUGGAACUGUAGUCUUCAGAUACUUUACUGAAUUUCUUGCAUUAUUUUAAGAGAAAAUCUUUAGCAUUUGUUUUAGUCUUGUUCAUGAGAAGAAGGACUUUCAUUCAGCCAUAGGCAGUCAGUUUUGAGCCAGUACUGGUGCCUUAGAGGAAUAAAGCCCUGACUACAGUCCAGGUGACCUGAGUUUAACUAGUGGCUUGGGAGCUUCAUGUUGCUGGCAGGGAGGAUGGGUAGGCCCAUCAUGGGGCAGGUGCAGAGCCGGCCACACACUGUGCCAACAUCCCUUGGAGAAGGAGCAGUGACUCAGACGGCUCCUUUGGGUGUAGCAGAUAGGCUUAGUAAGCCACCAGUGAAUGGUAGUCUUCAUAGUGAAUGUGCAGCAGCACACACUCACAGGGGGGGAGCAGAGAGCAUCAUGGGCCACCAGCUUAGGAGUGGAGUAGGGCAGUUCAAAAUGCGCUCAUUCCAGGGUUACUGGUGAUAUCACAAAACCACUCACAUCUGCCUGACUAAUUCAGCCCUAGACAGCUCUCAUCUUCAUUCAAGGUGAAAUCCUUGAAGCAGAUGAACUAACGGGCACUUUAUGAUUGAAGGCACGCUUGAUGGUCUCUAGGCUGUGGGGCAGAAAUAGAAUGGAGAAAAAAGUUAAGGUAAGUUUGUUCAAAGUUUUUCUCCUCCUCCUGCUCAAAAUUUGAUUACUUCUCAACCCUACCACCACCCCUAUUUCGUGACGCACAUCAACGGUGUGUUUUGUUUUUUUUUUAAUCUUUUGCACUUUCUGGAAGUUUGCUGCAUCCUCAAGUUUGGUAAUUACUCGUACUGUUUUAGUGGUCAUGUGUCAUCCUUGUGAUACACGCAUAUUCUUUCAGUAUUUCUGAUUGUAUUUGCUUUUCAGUUGAAUUUUGCUGGCCUUACUGCAUUCUGCCUUUUGGCUAUGACAUUUUUUUACACACUUUCACAAUUUUGUUGAGUUUUGUGUAAUUUCAAAGUGUUUUUGAUUUGAGUGCAUUUCUCAGUGUGUGUAGCAAGGCCCAUAGGAACUGUAAAUACUAAGCAUGCAUCUCGCAUGUUUUCCCUACAUUUACAGGUACAUUUAACUGUAGAUUGUGAUAUCACUGGUUCAUUUCUGUCAGUCUCCAAUAGAAAGACAAAAACUCAUCACUACUACUAAGAUGGAAGAAGGUGUUUCACGUGCUCUCAAUGGGGGCUUUAGCUUCAGCAUCUUUGGGUCAGAUGGACAAGUAUUGGGAAUGACAUUUAUCAACCCACAUGUUGAACCCCACAUCUGAUAGGUCCAAAGAAAGGAAAAAUUUCAAAUUACAGGGUGAAAAAUGGUCAUGUUCCUUUCAUAGCUCUAGCAUUAAACAGCCCAGUUCAGACAUGAUUUUUUCUGUACCUUCCUAACUGGUUCCUGGAGUGUCAUCUUCUUUUAUGCCUCAGCCUUCUCUGUUGUAUAUAAUCAUGUAUAGUGUUUUUGUUGUAGUCAGGUGCUAAAAUUCACCAGUAUUUUUGUUUUUCUAGGCAUGUUUUGUAAGGAUUCAUAGUAUUUCAGUAGCAGUUGACUACAGGAAGAUGUUGGAGGUUUUCUUGCAGUCAGCAAAUGAUAUCUGAGCACUUCCCCCCCAGUACUGCAGUAGGCAGAGGGCCUUCUGGCUUGUCAUAUUUUGUUGCAACAUUUCCUCAGUUCUCCUCAGCAGGUCUCGUGUCAGUGCUGGUCCUUGUGAAGCUUAGUCUUUUUUAUUAUUGUUGUUGUUGAAGCCGCGGUGGUACAGUGGUAGCGUUGUUGCCUCACAGCAAGAGGUUCUCCUGUUCAAUUCACGGCUUGAGUGCUU